UGACGUGCGUCACAGGACCCUGGGGUUUUGCACGGGGAUUAGUCAGGCUGUAUUUGGAAACGCCCUCAACUGCACCUUGCGCUGCUAUAUUAGUGUUUCUCAAGCAAGAGGAAUUUUCUUUUGCUUCUGCAGCUGCUCCUGCAAAACCCUCCGCCUGUAUGCAAGCCCUGCGUCUCUGGACUCUGCUUGCCACCUAUGCAGUUGCAGUAGGACAAAAUCAAGGACAGAAGAAUCAGGAGUGCCCUAAGCUCAACGCACAGAUGCCAGAAUUUCAGAAGAAGACUGUCCACAUUAAGGACCCAGGGAGAGUAGAAGAGAUUAUUUGUGGCCUCAUCAAAGGUGGAGCUGCUAAACUUCAGAUUAUUACAGAUUUUGAUAUGACAUUAAGUAGAUUUUCCUACAAUGGAAAAAGAUGUCCAACUUGUCAUAACAUCAUUGAUAACUCUAAGCUUAUCACGGAGGAAUGCCGGAAAAAGUUAUUGCAGCUGAAAGAAACCUAUUAUGCUAUUGAAAUUGACCCAGCCCUCACUAUUGAAGAAAAAUAUCCGUAUAUGGUAGAAUGGUACAAUAAAUCUCAUGCACUACUCAUUGAACAAGGCUUACAAAAGGAUAAGUUUGCAGAAGUUGUGAGGGAAUCUGAUGUUAUGCUAAAGGAAGGAUACGAGAACUUCUUUGAUAAGCUCAGUGAACAUAAUAUUCCUGUGUUCAUAUUUUCUGCUGGGAUUGGAGACAUUCUUGAGGAAGUUAUCCACCAGGCUGGAGUCUACCAUUCUAAUGUCAAAGUUGUUUCCAAUUUCAUGGAUUUUGAUGAAAAUGGAAUAUUAAAAGGAUUUAAAGGAGAAUUGAUUCAUGUUUACAACAAACAUGAUGGUGCCUUGAAGAAUACAGAGUAUUUUAAACAACUGAAAGACAACAGUAAUAUCAUACUGCUGGGUGAUUCCCAGGGAGACUUGAGUAUGGCAGAUGGAGUAGCAAACGUUGAGCACAUUCUUAAGAUUGGUUAUCUCAAUGAUAAAGUAGAUGAACUUUUGGAAAAAUACAUGGACUCUUACGAUAUUGUUUUGGUGAAAGAUGAAUCCCUGGAAGUUGCCAACUCCAUCCUACAGAAAAUCCUGUAAAUUGCAGUCUCAAGCCACUGCAUUCCUUCCAGAAGGCAACUGAAUAGAAGAGCACACAAGUGCAAUCUUAACUGUAUCUAUUACUCAUUGACAGAACUGUUUAAUUUAAAACUUUUAUCCUCAUUUUGGUAUUUUGAAGUGUAUAUGGUACCCGUUGUCAACUAGAAACUCCUUUUACUGCUGUUAUGCUGUUCUUUAUUGUCUCACACUCCUAUUAAAACUAGAUUUAAAUUGGAUUUAUAGAGGUGAUCAACUGCUUCUGACUGGGUACUGUGGUUCACUGUCUUUUAAUCAGGCAUUUUAAACUGCAUUUUAGUAAAUGUGGCUAUUGUGUAAAACUGAAGAUGCAAACAUUCUCUGAAUAAGCAGUGUACACAGGUUUGUUUUGCCUUUGCUUCUUUUAAAGUGUCAUCCAAAAUCUGGGAAGAAAACUGACUCCAAUGCAGUAUUAGGAAAAGAAGAGAUUUCAAUCCCAGCUGUGCUUUGAAAGAUACCACUCAUAUGCUACAGACUGUCACAGAGGUUUUUCAAACAUAUUUUUUCUUCAGUAAAAAUACUUCAUUCACCCAAUUCAAGCAAAGUGUUCCCUAUUAAUAGAUUUCUGUAUCAUUAAGAAAUAUUCUGUAUCCUUAUGUUUCUUUAAUCUGCAUGGAGUGGGAAAGUCGUACUGUUUUAAGUCAGUACACCCGAGCUGAAGUUUCUCAACCUUGUACCAACAGGUGGUUCACAAGCUAACAGCAUCCAGCAGCCCCUUUUCAGAUCCUGUUUUCUGUACUGCUCUUAAUUCCAGCCAGCUGCUUCAUGUCAAAGCUAGCAGAGCUUGUCUGAAGUACUUUCUCUUAGAAUUCUCAAUGAGCUGCUCUGACAGCAAAUCAAAUCAAAGCAAAGCUAGAUCUUAAUCCUGGAUUUUAAAAGCUGAUUUAGCAAUCAUGCAAAAUCAGAUUUUCUUGCUAGAAGCUCUGCAUAUCUGAAACAGCUAAGGAACCUCUCCAGGCCCUAGGUUAAAGUUCUACUCUGCAAAUUUGAAGCACAAGUGUCAGUAUAGCAUCUAGCUCUUAUUAUCAAAAUCUGUUUAAACAUCUACUGAAUCUUGAGGAAGUAUUUCUUCUGUAUUGAACACGUUGCAGUACCUCUCAGCACUGCAUACAGGGUGAUACAGCUUAACGUAGCCACAGCUUUAGAAGCUUGCUCUGAUCAGUGCAGUAGAAGCUAAAGGGAGUGGUGAGGCCUUGGUCCUAAGAGGUCUCAGCUGUACUAGUUGUACUGAUUAAUAAAAUAGAGGCAAUCAUACAGCUCGCCCACA
Molecule: messenger RNA, 2421 nt
Organism: Numida meleagris (helmeted guineafowl)
Lineage: Eukaryota; Metazoa; Chordata; Aves; Galliformes; Numididae
Gene: NT5C3A
Product: 5'-nucleotidase, cytosolic IIIA
Exons: 10
Coding region: 159-1118 (319 amino acids)
Cellular component (GO): cytoplasm
Molecular function (GO): 5'-nucleotidase activity; magnesium ion binding
Source: RefSeq, a predicted model, not a curated record